AUGCAAAAAGGAAGGCAUUACUCAUGCAUACACCUUAGGUCACCUUCAGAUACUAACUCUUUAAAGACGAAGCUGUCAGAAAGUUUGAUGGAUAAAGAUAGAAGUAGCGACACUUGAAAAUUAAACAAUUCAGAGGUAGAGAAAGAAUUUUUAGUUAAUAUUCAUAAUGACAUGGCUAAAGCAAGAAACGUGAUAUAAAUAUUUACAAUAAAUAAAAUUUUAUUUAAUAUUUAAAAAAGGAUAAUAGCUGAGUAGGAAUGCUUAUAUUCUUUAAAAUAGGUAUAUCUCGAUUAAGAUCUGAUAAAAAAAAGCUUAAAAAUGCUUUAAAAACACUUGCUUCUUCUUACUCCCAUCCUUGAACGAAUAAAGCCAUUGGAAAAAUCCCUAUUGUCUGAGUAAAAUCUUUUUAUGAAAAUAUAUUUUGAUAUUAGUGAUAAUUAAUUCUGUUUAAUUUUAAAUGAAAAUUAUAGAAAUUGCCCGAGGAUGGCGCUAUUUUGCGCCAUCCUCGGGCAAUUUCUAUAAAUUAAUUUUUGUUUUUUGGGAUAUUUUUAAAAAAAACUCUCCAUGAGCAAACAAAAUUUUUUUUAGGGUGAGCUAUGAAAAUCUUGAGAGAAAAAAUAGUGAGCUGGUGAAGUCUUUGGAGCAAGUUUCAAAAGAUAAAGAUAAACUUGAGGUGAAAAUGGAAAAAAUAAAUGCAAUUUUCGAUGAUUUUGAAAAUUUGAAAAGGGUUAUAGGACAUAAAGAUGAAGAAAUUGGAAGAUUAAAAGAGCAAAUUCAAAAUUUAGAAAAAAGCUUCUACAGUAAAGAAAAAGGAGAAAAGGAGAAAAUAUGAAAAAAAUUAAUGAAAACAAACAGCGCGCUAAAAGAUGAUCUUCAAAACAGCAGAAGCAACUGCAAUAGCUGUACAUUAUCAGAUGAAAACCCCUUAAUAUAUACCGAAAUUAUAGAAAAAAGCAGCAAAAUGAUUUACGAAAUCCAAAAAAACCAUGAUAUAAGUCUAUUAUUCGCUAACUCCCCCCCCCAUCCUUGAUCGAACGACUCGCCAUCGUUCGAUCAAGGAUGAGGGUUAAAAAAAAUUUUUUUGGGAAAAAAAUUUUUAUAUAUAAAAUGAAAAAGAUAAAUAUAGAUUUUUUUAUUUACUUUUAAAUAAGAGGGUUAAGAGUAUUUAAUAAUUAUUUUUACAGCAAAAAAUUGAAUUAAUUUCAUAAAAUACCAAUUUUUAAUAUUUUGAUUUUUUUAGUUACCCUUUAAACUGUAUAAAUUUUAAUUUAAAUUAAUUGUUUUUUUAAAUUUUAAAGAAUCUCUAUUUUAUUAGAUUAUUGAGUUUUUAAGUCUAGGUUGAUGGCUAAAUCACUUCGGAUGGUUGAUUUCGCAGAUUUCUGUCGUCUCAAAGUCUCUGAAAACAACUUCAUUAGGCACAUCUUCCAAAGCUUUUGAUAACUAAUAUUUUUUAUAUAUAUAAAAAUUUGCAUGAUAUGAAAAUCGUUCGAUCAAGGAUGGGGGUUAAUUUCCCCAAUUUUUAGGAAUUUUUACAGUCAAUCGUUCGAUCAAGGAUGGGGGGGGGAGUAAGUCAAACAUAUAUCCCAACCAUUUCAAUGAACUUCUCCGUUCAGAGCAAUGAAACCAAGCAAUUCUUAUUCUUUUAUCAUUCACAACAGAGCUUGUGCAGAAUCACUCAUAUAAAUCUAAUCCAUUAUUCCGAAGUAAGCCAAAACACAAUACACAAAUAAAGCUUGAAAUUCCUUCAACCUGCAGAUCAGGCAACUUAUCCGCAUUACUUUCUCCGUCCUAUAAUAUUGAAGAUGUAGAAACUGGGUCAAGCGAGGUCGAGUCUUAUAAUAAUAGACUUGCCAAAUUAAAUCAGGAAAUAAACAGCACAAUGCUGAGCAGUAAAAAAUUACUCCAGAUACCGCCAAGAAAGCAUGCUAAAUCUUUAUCAAUGAGCUUGAAAUCGCAUAUAAAAGAAGAAGAUUUGUUAAGCAACAAGCUAGAAUUUGCAGAAAAACAAAUUCUGACUGAUUCUUCGUUAGAGAAUCUCAGAAUCGAAGAAAGCGCGCUGAUAGAUUUUGAUAAAUAUUUGCAAAAAACUACAGUAAAACCAGUUGUAAAAGUGCCUGCAAGGCCUGUAAAAGAGAAAAGACCGUCAAGGAUACCAAUAUUAAGAUUAUAA
This is a messenger RNA of Blepharisma stoltei, 2170 nucleotides long. The record is from the annotation of a GenBank genome assembly. Lineage: Eukaryota; Ciliophora; Heterotrichea; Heterotrichida; Blepharismidae.